UAGUUAAACCCCGGCUUCCUGUGUUCCUGCUCUCCGUUGUCACCACAUGGGCCACCGGAUGAAAACUCAACACACCAACGUGGUUCUCCCAGGUUGUUGUGGUUUUACUCCAAAGUGCUCUACAUUUACCACUUUUUGAAAAAUAAUCAAACAUCAGGAAACAUGACAGAGGGUGGAAAAGCCGCGACGGCCAAAGCUCCCAAGGAGCUUCUGGCCCUGAACCCCGAAGAGGAGUCUGCGUUUAGGAAGAAGGUCCGGGCGGUGAAGAAGAGACCAAAACAGUUCAGCGGUCUGAGUCCAGGUGUGGUUUAUGUCGCACAUCUGCCCAGAUCUCUUGGAGAGAAGGAACUAAAGAUAUACUUCCAGCAGUUUGGGAAGAUCUUGAGAUUGCGCCUGUCAAGAAGUAAAAAGACGGGUGGCAGCAAAGGAUACGCCUUCAUUGAGUAUGAAUGCGAUGAGGUGGCCAAGAUCGUUGCUGAGACCAUGAAUAAUUACCUCAUGCGAGAGCGGCUGAUUAAAUGUCAACUGAUUGCACCAGAGAAGGUUCACAUGAGUCUGUUUUCGGGCUCAGAGAGGAAGUUCAAAGACCCCAUCUUUCCUGCCGUGAAGCGGUACAACAUGGUCCACACAGAGGACGGCAUAGCCAAGAUGACCGGAAAACUUCUGCGCAAGGAGUCCAAGCUCCGCAAGAGGCUGUCGGCUAAAGGCAUCGACUAUGAAUUCCCCGGUUUUUUUUCUCAGGUUCCAAAGAAGGAGAGAUCCGAGAAUGCUGACGUCUCAACUUGCAGCGACAUCACCCCGCUCUGCACACCCUCAGUCCUGGAGCGCAGGAAGUCUCAGAUCCAACCAAACAACGACACAGAUGAGGAAGAUGAAGAGGUCACCGUGAAGCUGCCCCUGGGCGAUGAAUAUGAGGAAGACAUCAGUGAGGAGGAAAUGGAUAAAAUCCUUGAGACAAAGAAGCCAUCAGAAGGAGACGAAGCUGAUUAUGUUCCCCCCCCCCCCCCCCCCCCCACCACCAUUAGAGCAUGGACUCCCACAUGGUCUCCAUGUGUCAACUAGGCUUUGAAGGGUGGGCCCCCAAUACAACUUAUAAAUGGACUGUUGAUAUAUUAUGUCUGUCUUCUACCUGUGUAAAUAAUUUCACAAACCAAUGAUGAACCUCCCAUAAUAGGUAAUUAGGUUUUAAGGAAAAUAUUUGACUUCUUGGGCCUGAGUUAAACCUUUUGGGAUAAACAGUUGAAGUAUAAAGGCUUUAGUGUCUCAUUUAAAGUAUGUUGCAGUUUUUCCUCUUUAACAUUACCUACACCUUUCAUCAUACUUGGUUACAGCUUCUUGUUCAGUCAUAAAAACCUUGUGCUAUAACAAUAAAAUAAAAUGUGUUUCACCUUU
This is a messenger RNA of Gadus morhua (Atlantic cod), 1392 nucleotides long. It is a transcript of the gene nifk, whose product is annotated as nucleolar protein interacting with the FHA domain of MKI67. The record is from RefSeq and is a predicted model, not a curated record. The transcript has 6 exons. NCBI's taxonomy places the organism in Eukaryota, Metazoa, Chordata, Actinopteri, Gadiformes, Gadidae. Gene Ontology annotation, molecular function: RNA binding. Bases 163 to 1062 code for a protein of 299 amino acids.